Molecule: messenger RNA, 1464 nt
Organism: Rhagoletis zephyria (snowberry fruit fly)
Lineage: Eukaryota; Metazoa; Arthropoda; Insecta; Diptera; Tephritidae
Gene: Apt1
Product: Acyl-protein thioesterase 1
Biological process (GO): protein depalmitoylation
Cellular component (GO): cytoplasm
Molecular function (GO): carboxylic ester hydrolase activity; palmitoyl-(protein) hydrolase activity
Source: RefSeq, a predicted model, not a curated record
ACAGCUGAUUUCCGAUAGUGCAUUUCGGACUUAACUAUCAGAAUUUCCCAAGUUGGGAAAUCGGUUGUCGUAAGAGGAAAUUUUCGGCGUUUUUAGAGGAAAAACUAGUAAGAUUUGGUUAAAAAUUACAAAUUGUGUCCAAUUAAACUGUAAAUAAAGAAUUAAAUUAUUAAGUGCAGAAGGGUAUCUGGCGGCAGUUUUUCUAACAAUCUAGUGUUUGAUUACGUACUAUUAUCCACGGAAAAGUUAUAGCGCCUUGUACCGCCCAAAAAUUUUUCGUGAUUGUGGAAAAACAUCUACAUACAUCGUCUAGCGGCAAGUCAACGAACACACACAAAAGGUAUUUUGUAAAUUGUUGGCGUACUACAUAUAUUCAAUCUGCAGACGCAGCACUCCAAAGGAUCAUUUGCGCUUACGCCCAUAUUCGCUAGCGCUGCUUUUGUUCCCGCGUACACAUGUGAAAUGAAUAGCCCGUUCUUGUGUGCAUUAUAUUUAUAAAUUGAAAAGUACCUGAAUGCAUAUGCAAACAAACUCAUACAGUUCGUGCAUAUAAAUUCACCGUCACGCAUAAUACUAUCAGUGUCAAGAAUCGUUUUCUAAAGUGUACUAUCAGCGCCACGGCAGAGAGAAGCAGCUAUUUUUGCUAGUGACAGGAUAUUUACUAUCAGCACUUUUGCUCGUAUUAUCAGUUACUUGGAUACUAUUUUGUUUGACAAAGAGCAACAGCAUGUCUAUUGCGCCAGUGAUAAUUGAGGCAACAGCCAAACACACGUCAACGCUCAUCUUUAUGCACGGCUUAGGUGAUACCGGUCAUGGAUGGAGUUCAGCGUUGGCGAUGAUACGUCCGCCCAGCAUGAAAGUAAUCUGUCCAACAGCACCCACAAUGCCGGUGUCAUUAAAUGCCGGCUUCCGUAUGCCUUCUUGGUUUGAUUUACGUACGCUCGAUAUAUCGGGUCCCGAAGAUGAGGAGGGUAUUAAAAGUGCCGCUCAAAAUAUUAAAACAAUGAUUGAUGAUGAAGUAAAUAAGGGCAUAGCAUCGAAUCGCAUUGUGCUAGGAGGCUUUUCGCAAGGAGGUGCGUUAGCUCUGUAUACAGCGUUAACAUAUAGUCAACCAUUAGCUGGCAUCGUGGCGCUGUCCUGCUGGUUGCCAUUACACAAACAAUUUCCAGGCAUUAAAGCCAAUGCUGAUGAUAUACCAAUUUUUCAGGCGCAUGGUGAUUUUGAUCCUGUUGUACCAUACAAAUUUGGUCAAUUAAGCGCUAGUUUACUGAAGACAUUCAUGAAAAAUGUCACAUUCAAGACAUAUAAUGGACUAUCGCAUUCCUCAUCCGAUGAUGAAAUGGACGAUGUGCGGGAUGUACUGGCCUCUUGGAGUGGUGACAAUAGAAACAGUAAAACGUCGAGGCUGGAUGUUAGCGGAAAUGCCACAGCGCAAUGCUGUCUUAUAUCAUAGUAGCAAAUCUG